GGUAUUCGACCUUUGGGCAAUAUGCUCUUGGAUGGCGGUUCAUUCACCACUCGGAAUAGUGGUCUUGGUGCAUUUUCUGGAUUAGACGAUCACUUAUUGCUAGAGCUAAUCGCUACUGCGUUUUCUUGCGCUCAUCCCUGCUCCAUUGAAACCAUGUUCACUGCAACUGAAGGUGAUCGAGCUCUCAAUCGCCUUGCUCAAACCAGCAGGGCUUGGUACUGUCUUGUAUCCAAUGAUGGAGUAUGGCGUCAACGUACUAUCAGUCGGUUUGGAGGCAAUUUUAAAUAUAUGAAUUCAUGGCGGGAUACAUUCAAAUAUACAAUUCUAGUCAACCAGUUUCGACUAUCCGACUUUAUUCCUGACCAACCUCUUCGUGUAUCUGGCAUGUAUUCUGACCUACUAUAUACGUCUUGGCGUUGUGCAACUGUUCCUCUGGAUCAUCUCUGUGGUAUUGGCAUUGAUAAUAUUUCAAGAAGAAAUAAUCUAUCGCUCUCUGAUUUUUUACAAGAGUAUGCCAAGCCUAAUUUGCCAGUGAUUUUAACAGAUGUUGUGAGAGAAUGGCCUGCGUUUAAAAAAUGGUCGACUGAUUUUUUUAUGGAUCACCAUGGUUCAAAAACAUUCAAGGCGGAAGCUGUUGAUAUCUCAUUUGCAAACUAUGCAGAAUAUGCAAGGCAUGCACAAGAAGAAGCCCCACUUUAUUUGUUCGAUAAAGGGUUUACCAACGAUACUUUUCUUUCUGCAGAUUAUGUUGUACCAAAAUAUUUUUCACAAGACCUCUUUCAAGUUCUUGGUGACAACCGUCCAGACUAUAGAUGGCUUAUUAUUGGUCCUGCGCGAUCUGGCAGCACGUUUCAUAUAGAUCCCAAUUCCACUUCAGCUUGGAAUGCAGUUAUUACUGGCGCUAAAAAAUGGAUUCUAUAUCCACCAGAAUGUAUCCCACCAGGAGUAUUUCCUAGCAAAGAUGGCUCAAACGUUACUUCACCCGUGUCAUUAGCAGAAUGGUUUAUGAACUAUUACCAAGAAAUUCACAGCAGUGCUGGGGCGAGUAAUCAAAACACUAAAUGCACUCCCAAGCCUAUAGAGUGUAUCUGUAGAGCAGGAGAAAUGAUAUUUGUACCCAACGGAUGGUGGCAUUGUGUUAUGAAUCUAACCGACUCAAUCGCCAUUACGCAAAAUUUUGUGUCG
Batrachochytrium dendrobatidis JAM81 is the source of this 1185-nucleotide messenger RNA. RefSeq lists its product as uncharacterized. The annotation marks the transcript as partial. Gene Ontology annotation, molecular function: cis-regulatory region sequence-specific DNA binding; protein binding. NCBI's taxonomy places the organism in Eukaryota, Fungi, Chytridiomycota, Chytridiomycetes, Rhizophydiales. The transcript has 2 exons. Gene Ontology annotation, cellular component: nucleus. The record is from RefSeq and is a predicted model, not a curated record.